This is a messenger RNA of Musca domestica (house fly), 1323 nucleotides long. RefSeq names its product keratin-associated protein 5-5-like. Lineage: Eukaryota; Metazoa; Arthropoda; Insecta; Diptera; Muscidae. The record is from RefSeq and is a predicted model, not a curated record. Bases 1 to 1323 code for a protein of 440 amino acids. The transcript is spliced from 3 exons.
AUGGCCCAGGGCUAUAAAGGUGCCUGUAAAGACUGCCUUACAGCCCAGGGCUGUAAAGUUGUCUGUAAAGACUCCCUUACAGCCCUGGGCUGUAAAGGUGUCUGUAAAGACUCCCUUACAGCCCUGGGCUGUAAAGGUGUCUGUAAAGACUCCCUAACAGCCCUGGGCUGUAAAGGUGUCUGUAAAGACUCCCUUACAGCCCUGGGCUGUAAAGGUGUCUGUAAAGACUCCCUUACAGCCCUGGGCUGUAAAGGUGUCUGUAAAGACUCCCUUGCAGCCCUGGGCUGUAAAGGUGUCUGUAAAGACUCCCUUGCAGCCCUGGGCUGUAAAGGUGUCUGUGAAGACUCCCUUACAGCCCUGGUCUGUAAAGGUGUCUGUGAAGACUCCCUUACAGCCCUGGGCUGCAAAGGUGUCUGUAAAGACUCCCUUACAGCCCUGGGCUGUAAAGGUGUCUGUAAAGAAUCCCUUACAGCCCUGGGCUGUAAAGGUGACUGUAAAGACUCCCUAACAGCCCUGGGCUGUAAAGGUGACUGUAAAGACUCCCUAACAGCCCAGGGCUCCCUGGGCUGUAAAUGUGUCUGUGAGGACUCCCUUACAGCCCUGGGCUGUAAAGGUGUCUGUAAAGACUCCCUUACAGCCCUGGGCUGUAAAGGUGUCUGUAAAGAAUCCCUUACAGCCCUGGGCUGUAAAGGUGUCUGUAAAGACUCCCUUACAGCCCUGGGCUGUAAAGGUGUCUGUAAAGACUCCCUAACAGCCCUGGGCUGUAAAGGUGUCUGUAAAGACUCCCUAACAGCCCUGGGCUGUAAAGGUGUCUGUAAAGACUCCCUUACAGCCCUGGGCUGUAAAGGUGUCUGUAAAGACUCCCUUACAGCCCUGGGCUGUAAAGGUGUCUGUAAAGACUCCCUUACAGCCCUGGGCUGUAAAGGUGUCUGUAAAGACUCCCUUACAGCCCUGGGCUGUAAAGGUGUCUGUAAAGAAUCCCUUACAGCCCAGGGCUGUAAAGGUGUCUGUAAAGACUCCCUUACAGCCCUGGGCUGUAAAGGUGUCUGUAAAGACUCCCUUACAGCCCUGGGCUGUAAAGGUGUCUGUAAAGACUCCCUUACAGCCCUGGCCUGUAAAGGUGUCUGUGAAGACUCCCUUACAGCCCUGGCCUGUAAAGGUGUCUGUAAAGACUCCCUUACAGCCCUGGCCUGUAAAGGUGUCUGUGAAGACUCCCUUACAGCCCUGGGCUGCAAAGGUGUCUGUAAAGACUCCCUUACAGCCCUGGGCUGUAAAGGUGUCUGUAAAGACUCUUUUACAGCCCAGGGCUGUAAAUGCGUCUAG